AUGCGAAACGCCCAGAUGCCCUGCGGAAUCGACAUGGACGGUGAAAGGCUUCAAUACCUAAUGUUCGCAGACGACAUUGUACUCAUUGGAAGCGAACCGUGUGCUCUCGAAAGCUCACUAAGGAUCCUAAGAAAUGCGGCUAGCUCUACCAGCCUCGAGAUCCACCCAAGAAAAACCGAGUGGAUGAAAAACAGUUUCGCGAGCGACUACUGCUUACGCAUGGAAGAUUCAAUCAUUGAAGAAGUUUCAUCGUACGUUUACCUAGGCCAAGCGGUCACAAUGGACAAUGAUUUGACAAUCGAAAUAGGUCGUCGUCGUAAGGCGGGCUGUGCGACAUUCAUCAGAUAUCGUGAUAUUCUCACUGACAAAAGAAUUGAUGCUCAAAUCAGAGCUCUUGCGUUUAACACCCAUGUCCUGCCGGCACUGGUGUAUGGAAGCGAAACAUGGAGCAUAAUCAUAAAUGAAGAAAGAAAACCGGCACCCACUCAAAGAGCAAAAUGGUACGAGCGAUGUGUGGUGUCACGUUGA
Molecule: messenger RNA, 528 nt
Organism: Haemonchus placei
Lineage: Eukaryota; Metazoa; Nematoda; Chromadorea; Rhabditida; Trichostrongylidae
Source: the annotation of a GenBank genome assembly